CGGCGCCCCCCCCCCCCCUCCGGAGAGUCGGGCGCCCUCUGGCCCCGCGCGCGGUCCACAAUGUCUGUGUCCGGACUGAAAAAGCAGUUCCACAAAGCUAGUCAGUUCUUUAGUGAAAAAAUCAGUCGAGUAGAAAGAACGAAACUAGAUGAAGAAUUCCUAGAAUUGCAAAGGAGAACAGAAGUAACCAAUAAAGCAGUUGAAGGUCUUCUUACAAAAUGCACUGAGUAUCUUCAGCCAAAUCCAGCAUACAGAAUGAAGCUAGGAAUGCAGAAUACCAUGUCCAAGAUCACAGGGCAGAUGGGAACCACAGGAUACCCACAGCCUGAAGGGUUAUUAGGAGAUUCUAUGCUGCGAUAUGGGGCAGAGCUUGGAGAAGACUCUAUGUUUGGCCAAGCAUUGUUGGAUAUUGGUGAAGCGAUGAAGUUGAUGGCUGAAGUGAAAGGCUAUCUUGAUAUCAGUGUGAAACAAAACUUUAUUGAUCCACUACAAUUAUUACAAGAAAAAGAUCUAAAAGAGAUUACUUCGCUUUUGAAAAAGCUGGAAGGCCGUCGUUUGGACUAUGAUUAUAAAAAGAGACGAGUUUCUAGGAUACCUGGUGAAGAAUUACGAACAGCAGUAAAAAAAUUUGAAGAGUCAAAGGAGUUGGCUAGAAAUGGCAUGCUUAAUUUGUUAGAAAAUGAUGUAGAGCAAGUUAGCCAGUUGGCAGUAUUUAUAGAAGCCAUGCUAGACUACCACAGACAGUCCACUGACAUUUUGGUGGAGCUGGACAGGAAGUUACAGCACCGAAUACGUAUAUCAACUGCUUUCUCUAAUUAUAAUUACAAGCCUGAGACUGAAUUCAAGACUUUUAAAGUUGACAAUCAGUACAGUCAGAUUUCAUUCCAUUCUUCAGCAAGUUCAGGUCCUACGAUUUUCCCGGAUCAUCCAUGCUGUCGUGCUCUCUACGAUUUUGUUCCUGAAAGUGGAAGAGAACUUGGAUUUAAAGAAGGGGACAUCAUUACAUUAACCAGUCAAGUAGAUGAAAACUGGUAUGAAGGAAUAUUCCAGGGGCGAUCUGGAUUCUUCCCCAUUAAUUAUGUCUCUGUGCUAGUGCCUUUGCCUUAUUAGGUUUGUCACUGCAGCUGUGGACCUCAGUUUGUGACUGAAAUGAUUUCACCCAAGUGUUCUCUCAGUGUGGCAUUCUGUGAAAGCCCUGAUAUAUUUGACCGACUAAAUGACUUUUGUAUGUGUGUUCCCUUUUUAGUGAGUUUUGUAUUUCAUUUGUAUAAAUAUUUUACCUUUUUGGCCACUUGGAAGUGCAAUUUUCAUUUUUUGCUUUGUCUCUUCAAGGUCACUGGUUCGAUGUGUAUGGAUACUGUUGUUUAAAAAAAAAUUGUAUCCAUUGCAGAAACUCUUGACUGGUUUUUGUUGUCUGUUAGAUGCAAUGAUUUUUAAAAUCAUUAAAUAUAAUUUAAAUUA
Phascolarctos cinereus (koala) is the source of this 1461-nucleotide messenger RNA. It is a transcript of the gene SH3GL3, whose product is annotated as SH3 domain containing GRB2 like 3, endophilin A3. Gene Ontology annotation, biological process: synaptic vesicle uncoating. Gene Ontology annotation, molecular function: protein binding. NCBI's taxonomy places the organism in Eukaryota, Metazoa, Chordata, Mammalia, Diprotodontia, Phascolarctidae. Gene Ontology annotation, cellular component: cytoplasm; glutamatergic synapse; presynapse. The record is from RefSeq and is a predicted model, not a curated record.